UGUGGCCAUUUGUAUUCAUUGGUAUCGCUAUGACAGGGUGGUGCUCAGCAUUUGCAUCGCAUGAACACAAAAGUUCAUGCAGAGCAAAUAUUUGCUAUUAAGAAAGCGAGCGGGAUCGUGAGGUUUGAAUAGUUUGUCUGACGAGGGCCUAAGAGCGGCAGCAUGGAGUCCCCGUUGGUGUUUCUCCUCAUCAUAUCUCUGUUGUCCUGUGCAACAGAUGACGUACAAGGCCAGGGUCUAUCCGCCUCUCAGAACCCAAUACCUGUGGGUCAAAAUGUCACAUUUUCCAGCCUAAACAAAGUCAACACAGGUGCAUGGCUCUUCAACAGUGAACUCGUUGUCCUAAUCAUUCUCGGGAAUGGCACCGCAACCCCAAGUUGGACGGGCAGGGUGUGGUUCAAUUCAACCACCUCAUCUUUGAUGAUAGCGUCAGUGAAGCUGGAAGACUCUGGGACGUACACGCUACAAGAUGUGACUUCUGGUGCUUCUCAGCUGGUGCUGUCAGUCCAAGUACCGAUCACGGGCGUGAACCUGGCUGCAAACGGCAGCAACCUCGUGGAGUUCAACGACACACUGGUGCUCACGUGCACCAACAUCACGGGCACUUCUUUAUCGUUUAAGUGGCUAAACGACACCUCCGAGGUGACGGCCGGCGGAAACGUUCAAAUCAGCGCUGACGGCUCCAAGCUGACCAUCGCCCAAGUAACCCGCUACGACCAGGGCCCGUUCAGGUGUAACGUGUCCAACGGCAUCAGCCAAGGAAUCAGUUCACAAGUCCUUUUUAACAUCAGCUACGGUCCGACGAACCCACAAGUGUCAGUAAGCCCCUCAAAGUACACCCACAUCACAGGGUCUAACGUCACCCUGUCAUGCUCGGCCGAGUCCAAGCCCACGGCAACGAUCCAGUGGCUGAUGAACGGGACGGACAUCUCCCACUCUGACCCACAGCUUGUACUCAGCAACGUCACAAAGAACCACUCGGGGGACUACAAGUGUCUCCUCCACAACAGCGUCACAUCGAGGUUCAACAUUGCAAGUGCAAUGAUCAGCAUCAUGGCGCCUAUAACAGCAGUCAUGGUCAACCACACGGGUGGACCGGCAAUCGCCCAGCAGAACUUGGCCCUCGAGUGUCACGUGACCGGCGUGGUUCACCUCAUUCAGUGGUGGAUGAACGGUAACCCGGUGUCUGCUGACAACACCACACUGUUUGCUAUGGACAACAAGACCUUGACUCUCAACCCCGCCCAGCCCUCGGAUGCUGGGGACUAUCAGUGUCAAGCUUUUAACGCUGUGAGCAACAUGACCAGCAGCCCUUACACUGUGGAGGUCUACUACGGCCCGUACACGCCAGUGAUCACGGCGCCCACCAUGGGCCUGACCGGGACAACGGUGAUGCUCAAUUGCUCCAGCAGCUCCCACCCUCCGAGCCAGCACACCUGGUACUUCAACAACACCGUGCUGGCCAACACCUCGGUGUAUCACACUGGACCGCUGGCCUUGAACAUGAGCGGGACGUACACCUGCAUGGCCUUCAACAACAUCACAGGGAAAAACAGCACGGCGAACCACACGCUCACUGUUCUGACUCCGGUGACAAUGACCUCCGUAAACCAUAUGAAGUCAUAUCCCAUCUUGGACCACAAUUUCACGCUGACCUGUGACACAACUGGCGACGUGUACUCUAUCACCUGGAUGCACAACGACACCCUGUUGGAGUCUGACGCCGCAAGGAACUUCUCCAUGAACAACGCCACCCUCACCUUUGACCCCGUGCUGAUGUACCACGGCGGGAAUUACAGCUGUUACGCUUCCAACCCGCUCAGCAGCUUAGCCAGUGAUAAUUUCACCCUGGCUGUCGUAUAUGGACCAGGAGUGCCGACCGUCACGGCACCAACUGCGGCGCUGGUGGGAAGCAGCGUGGCGCUCAGCUGCAACGCCUCGUCACACCCGCCCAGUCAGUACAUGUGGUACUUUAACACCACGGUGGUGGCCAACAGCUCCGUGUACCAUACACCUCCUCUUAGCGCCAACGUGAGCGGCACGUACACCUGCAAGGCACACAACGCCAUCACUGGCUACAACACCACCGCCUCCACCACAAUUACAGUUUUCGACGAAAUAAAAGAGGCGAACAUAACGGUGCCCAUGAGCGCCGCCAUAGAAGGUUCUCCAACUACGUUGACGUGCAAUGUGUCCGGAGCCCCUGAGCAAGUGCUCUGGAUGAAAGAUGGAGUCCCCCUGAUGGCGGACAACAGAACCACGCUGUCCAUGGAUAACGUCACCGUCACCUUCAACCCUCUGUCCCGCAACGAUACUGGAAUGUACCACUGUUAUGCUAUCAAUCCCCUGCAAAAUGUGUCAAGCCCUUCUCAAAUGCUCCUUGUAAACUUUGGACCGGAAACUCUAAUGGCUUAUGGGCCACCGUUGGCCGUGGAGGGACAAUCUGUAAACUUCUCCUGCUCCGCCGUGUCGGUGCCCGCCAGCCACUUCUACUGGUUGUACAAUGGCUCCAUUGUGGCCAAUAGCUCCAUGUUUGUGUCAAGUUCUCUAUCUUUGAAUAUGAGUGGAAAUUACACCUGCAUGGCCCAAAACCCGGUGUCGAAAAUGAACAGCACCAAGUCCCUGACGCUCACGGUCAAAGAGGCCAUCAAGUCGGUGAUGGUGAUGAACGACACGAUUCCCAUCGACGGCAACAACUUCACGCUCACCUGCGUAGUGGACGGCCAUUACGACUCCAUACAGUGGAAGAAGAACGGCACGUACGUCGGAACGAACAUGUCCACCGCCAACCACACUUACCACCACAUGGUGGACAACCGGUUUAUCUUCACCCCGUUGGUGCGCCACGACGACGGCGAGUACAAGUGUGUCGCCAGCAACCUGGUUGGUGCUCACAAAAGUCCCCCGUACGAGAUCCUGGUGAACUACGGUCCUCUCAGCGUGAAUAUCUCAGAUCCAGAAUUCGACAAAGAAAAGCUCACCAUCACCAUGAACUGUGAAGCCGAUUCGCGGCCAGAACCCGAUAUAAAGUGGUUCCUAAACGACAAACCGUCGUCAGAAAUCGGCGUCGGCAACAUCAUCCAAAUCUCGUUGUCUUUGCUAAUAGAGACCAACUACUCGUGCAAGGCUAGUAACCCUGUGACCAACAUCACCAUGUCCCAGACUAAGACAUUCAGCCUCAUUGGUUCCGCCUCCGCCCUUCCUUCCCCAUCCCAAAGAGGCCUUUUUAUCGCGAGUGUUUUUAUCCUCUCUGUCCCAGUCCUCUUCCACUGAAUCCAAGCACACAAGCUGAAAUCGUUUUGAACUUUGUAGUAACAACAAGAUGAGAAAGUUGCCCCACAAAAAGUUGCACAAUUUGGAGUUCAACAGAAAUCUGGGGGGGGAAAAAUGCCUUAAAGAUAGAAGAAUAUUUAGAGUAGUGGUGGCAAAGAGGUUAAGUGUGAUGAUAACCGUAGAACGGGAAAGGUUUUGUUACAUAGAAAAAGGUCAGAAUACUCACUACUACUAUUUGUAAUACGGCUUAUUGUGUAACCAAUCAGAACGUAAAUUCACUACACAAGUGGUUCUCAAACUUUUGUAAAGUACCACCUCAGAAAAAAACUUGGCUCUCCAAGUACCAUUAUGAUGAGCGACAUUAAAAUACAGUAGCGUAGUAGGCCCAAGUAUUCAUUAAAAACAAUUUAACAAGUAUAUUUCAUAUUUUGCCCACUGUAACAUUACAGUUUGGAAACUAAGUGUUUGAAUUAAGGAAAAUAAAACACUGUACUUUAUUCAAGUGUUUCUUUUGCGUACCACGAGUGGUAAACGUACCAGUUUGAGAAUCACUGCAGAACAUAGCACUUAUUAAUUCAUUACCAGUAGGGCAUUUAGGGGACACCUGUUCCUUCUCCAUUCUCUGUCAAGUAUCUUCAACGGGUGAGUAAUUUUUUUGUUUUACUGUGGUUCAUUUCUCUUUAAGACAAAUAUAACAGUUGAUUGUGUUAACAUGUUGCUUCAAACAUGAGUUAAUUCACUUUGUAUCGUUCCCUAAUGGGGGGGGGAAAUGUUUUAAAAUAAGAACUAGUAUCAAUUGUUAAAUUUUGGAGGCUCUGUUGUGUUUCGUAAGUUAUGUUUUGAUUGGAAAGGCAACGCGUUGACAUAAGCAACGAUUGAAUUCUUAAUUGUUGGAAUUUUAAUUAACGUCGCAAGGGUGACAUGUAGUGUCAAUCGUUUUUGGCGACGCGGCCCUUUUCCACCUUUGGAAGUAAUAUCCGAUAUUUUGAGUUUUUUGUUUAUUUCCUGAUGUGAUACUUUUGCAGGAACUCUGUGUGGAAGAGGCAAUAAUAAUACAAAUAAAAAUAUAUAUCUAUGGUUCUGGCACUUAUACACACAAUUAUAUAUUUUA
Nerophis lumbriciformis (worm pipefish) is the source of this 4384-nucleotide messenger RNA. Its product is annotated as cell adhesion molecule CEACAM5. NCBI's taxonomy places the organism in Eukaryota, Metazoa, Chordata, Actinopteri, Syngnathiformes, Syngnathidae. The record is from RefSeq and is a predicted model, not a curated record.